Messenger RNA from Pelagomonas calceolata, 538 nucleotides. The record is from the annotation of a GenBank genome assembly. Lineage: Eukaryota; Pelagophyceae; Pelagomonadales; Pelagomonadaceae.
AGCGGCAUGUAAGGCACUAGGAAACACAAAAGCGGCAGUCGCCGCACGCGUGCGGCUGCGCACUCAAAAACGCCAGGAAAGGACUCAUUUGGACACGCCGUCGACGCCUGCGACCGAUGCGACGCCAACUCCUCGCACUAACGACGCUGGCCGCCCGGGCGCUGCAGCCCCCGCGCACGCGCGCGCGGCACACGCGCCACUUUUCCGUCAGCGGCCGUAUAUAUGAAGGCGACGGCCCGACGAUCGAACUCUUCACGAAGGAGGGCUGCACGCUCUGCGACGCCGCGAAGGCCGUCCUCGACGCGUUACGAAACGACGCGCCCCAUUCCCUCGUAGCCGUGGACAUCACGGACCAAGACAAAAAACAGUUGUGGGACAGGUACAAGUACGACAUCCCCGUGCUCGCGAUCGACGGCGUGUACUGGACGAAGCACCGCGUCACUGAGGGAGACGCGCGCGCGGCCAUCGACGAGGCGACUGCUGGAGAGUUCCGAGAACGCCCGGGCGAGCCCGACGCGUCGCGGCUAGAACGAUAACA